AUGACGAAGGUCGAAAUUUCUCACACGGAGAAGAAGAAGUCAGACGGCGUCGAUGCCGACACCGGAGACUACAUGAUCAAGCCGCAGAGUUUCACUCCUGCCAUCGACACAUCUCACUGGCCCAUCCUCCUAAAGAACUACAACCUCCUCAACGUCCAUACCGGUCACUACACUCCCACCUCCUCCGGUUACUCUCCUCUGAAACGUCCUCUUCGAGAGUACAUCAAGUACGGUAUCAUCAAUCUCGACAAACCAUCAAACCCUUCUUCUCACGAGGUCGUCGCAUGGAUCAAGAGGAUCCUCCAAGUCGAGAAGACAGGUCACAGUGGAACUCUCGACCCGAAAGUCACCGGAAAUCUCAUUGUCUCCAUCGACAGAGCCACACGGCUCGUGAAAUCUCAGCAAGGUGCGGGAAAAGAGUACGUGUGCGUAGCUCGGCUUCACUCUGCUGUUUCCGACGUGACUAAAGUGGCUAGAGCUCUCGAGUCGCUCACCAGAGCUGUGUUUCAGAGGCCGCCUCUGAUCUCUGCUGUGAAGAGACAGCUUAGGGUUAGAACAAUCUAUCAAAGCAAGUUGCUUGAGUAUGACGCAAACAGGCAUUUGGUUGUUUUUUGGGUUUCUUGCGAAGCAGGUACUUACAUAAGGACAAUGUGUGUUCAUUUAGGGUUGCUUCUUGGUGUUGGUGGGCAUAUGCAGGAGCUUAGGAGGGUUAGGUCUGGGAUUUUGGGUGAGAAUGAUAACAUGGUUACAAUGCAUGAUGUGAUGGAUGCUCAACACGUGUACAAGAGUACCGGUGAUGAGACUUAUCUCAGGAGAGUGAUAAUGCCUCUUGAGAUGAUAUUGACGAGCUACAAGAGACUCGUGGUGACGGAUUCUUCUGUGAAUGCGAUCUGUUAUGGUGCUAAGUUGAUGAUUCCGGGGCUGUUGAGAUUCGAGAAUGACAUUGAUGUUGGCACUGAGGUUGUUUUGAUGACGAAUAAAGGAGAGGCGAUUGCUAUUGGGAUCGCUGAGAUGACAACUUCUGUGAUGGCUACUUGUGAUCAUGGUAUGGUGGCUAAGAUCAAAAGAGUGGUGAUGGAUAGAGACACUUACCCUAGGAAAUGGGGAUUGGGACCUAGAGCUUCGAUGAAGAAGAAGCUUAUUGCUGAUGGGAAGUUGGAUAAGCAUGGGAAGCCUAAUGAGAAAACUCCUGUGGAGUGGAGUAGGAACGUGGUUUUGCCUACUGGUGGAGAUGCUUUGGUUGCUGGUGCUUCUGCUGCUGCUCCUGAGAAGGAUGAUAAUGAAGCUGUGGAGAAAAAGGUUGAGGCUGAGAAUGGAGAAGGAGGGGAAGCAGGGAAGCGUAAGCGUGGUGAUAGCAGUGAAAGCCCUGCUCCUGUUUCAACCAAGUCGGAGAAGAAGAAUAAAAAGAAGAGCAAGGAGACAGAGGAAGCUGCUGUUGAUGGUGAAGAUGAAUCAGCAGCUGAGAAGAGUGAUAAGAAGAAUAAAAAGAAGAAGAACAACAACAACAACAACAAAGAUGGUGAAGAUGAUGAAAAAUUGGAAUGA
This is a messenger RNA of Microthlaspi erraticum, 1545 nucleotides long. NCBI's taxonomy places the organism in Eukaryota, Viridiplantae, Streptophyta, Magnoliopsida, Brassicales, Brassicaceae. The record is from the annotation of a GenBank genome assembly.